UGUUUAUUCUAACUCUCUUAUCUUUCCCAUGCUAUUGGUUCAAUGCGCAGGUAAAAUAUGGUGAUCUGGUAGGUGCCGCCGCCUAAAGGCGAUCUUCUAUAAUCAUUCAGUUAAAGGGGAGGUUAUGUCGCGACAACUAAAUCAUAGUAUCAGUGGAGUGUGUUGUGUUUUUAAUGAACAACAAAAUCAAUGAUAGCCGAAUAUGGCUGAAGAAUUACACGUAGUUUUAAAUCGGAGUGAAAAUACCGGGUUUGGGUUUUCUUUAUUAGGAGAACCUGGUUUACCACCUAUUAUUUACAAUAUACUCGACGAUUCUCCAGCCGCUGAAAGUGGUGAGGUAGAAGUUGGAGAUGUAAUUUUAAAAGUUAACGAAACCGAUGUGAUACGAUUUAGUACGAAAGAAGUUCUCAAAUGUCUGCGAUUAUCUUCAGACCCAGUUACGUUGAAAAUUAAACGAGAUCCAAAAAUCAAAGCGACGGUCCACAAACAUCUUUGCGAUAUAGAAAAAACCUCUAAACUACCCGCUGUUCACACUACUAACAUAACCUCACUUUCUAAUUCUAAGAAACCAGAACCGGCAGUUCAUAAGACACAAAAUGCUUUGAUACGACAUGGUUCAACAACAAAUGGUAGCUGUGCGGAACAAGAACCUCUCCUUCAUCAAGACCAUCACGAAGAAGAUCAACUGCGACCGUUUGAGAGCGAACAAAAUGAACGAUUACAAUGGCAACCAUUGGCUGCAUACACCAAUGAAUUCAUUAACAAAUCGAAGACACAUGGACAACCGAAAUUCGAGGCAUAUAUGAUGACCGGUGAACAUAUUUUGAAUAUAUCGAGAAUGCCGCAGACUACAACCAUUGUACCUAAGCAACAGAAGAAGAUUUUGUUACAGAUGGAGAAUCUGAGAUAUCACAAUAGUCACGCCCAUCAUCUAAGGCAUCAACAGCAUACCUCGGUACCAAACAGUCCCAACGAAUCAGAUUUGGGACGUAACGCUACUAAAACUGGUCCAAAUUCAGCUUCUACUUCCCCUAUUAGUGCCAACAAAAGAGAUCAACAUCAACCGUCUCCCGUUGAUUCUUACAAUUACGUAAGAACAAGUAGAUCAGAGGACCAACUUCAAGGUCAAAACGAUCUUUACAACGUGAGCGUCGCCAAUUCGGAAGCAGACGAAGAUGUUACGAGCUCUCUGAACACGUUACUCGACACACGACCCGAUUCCGCAACGGGGAAUUGUAACAGCGACAGCGAUCGCAUCGUUUGGACUUACAAUGCACCGAUUUCCGAUCAACACAAAUUCGCUCAUGCGCUAUCGAACGGAAGUAGUUCUUCGCAUAGCAACGCUUCUCCGACAUCUUCGAGUCCGUUACAUUCUACCGGAUCUCCCGCUUCGCCUACUUCAGUGUCUUCCUCUGUGAUGUCCAGCCAUUCAGGUAUUUCAGGAUCAAAACGAACUCCAUACGGUCUUUCUAAUGGACCUACGGGACAACUACCGGGAGGCGGCGAUUACAGUGUUUCAGAAGCGGUAUCGAAUAUUUCCAGUCCCGAUUAUCAUGACGAUGAUAUAGUCGGUUUACGAGAUUGCGUUAUGGAAAUUAGUGAUCAUAGUGAUAGUGACAGUACUUUGUUAGUGUCAGAACCUCGACAGAGGCAUGUUAGAGUACAUAACAGUAAUUCGAUGGGUAGUGGUAAUUCGGACGGUAGUGAUCAUCGAAUUGUGAUACAAGUGAAAGGACCCGAUAAGGAUAGACAUAGACAGAGUGAUAGUAUGUCGACGUUGAAAGAAGAUAGCGAUAGUUAUCAGGUAUCGAAUGAUGUAUUACAAGAUUUAGAACACGAAGAAGACGGUUUUCGGGAGAUAUCUAAUAAUAAAUCGUCUCCGUUAUCUUCGGAAGAUGAAAGUGAUGUAGAAAGUCUUCAUAGUUUUCACUAUUCACCUAAAGCGGUCGAUAUGCCUUCCGCUAUCAGACUUGCGAAAAGGUUGUAUAGUCUCGAUGGUUUUAAGAAAUCUGACGUUUCUAGACAUCUUAGUAAAAAUAACGAUUUUAGUAGAGCAGUGGCAGAAGAAUACCUGAAAUAUUUUGACUUCGAAAAAGAUACCUUAGAUAUAGCUUUAAGAAAGUUCCUGAAGCAAUUCUCUCUCACCGGCGAAACUCAAGAGAGGGAACGAGUUCUUGUUCAUUUUUCCAAGAGAUAUUUAGACUGUAAUCCCGGAUCUUUCAAUUCUCAAGAUGCCGUACACACUUUAACUUGUGCCAUUAUGUUGCUCAACACAGAUAUACACGGCCAAAAUAUAGGAAGGAAAAUGACUUGUAACGAAUUCAUAGAAAAUUUAGCUGGUUUAAACGAGUGCGAAAAUUUCCCGAGGGAUGUUUUAAAACAAUUGUAUCACGCGAUCAAAAAUUAUCCUCUGGAAUGGGCGUUGGAUGAAGAACCCGAAGAAAGAAAUAGUGUACAAGUUCAACCCAGAAGUACGGAUAGCGGUAACAUUGGAGGUAAUCCUUUCCUUGAGAUACCAGUUAUGGCUAAUGCCGUUGAAUACAAGAAAGGAUAUGUCAUGAGGAAAUGUUGUUACGAAGCUAACGCCAAAAGAAGCCUUUGCUGCAUUUUUUUAGCACCGUUUCACAAACGUAGCUGGAAGAUGUUUUAUUGCACACUCCGAGACCUGGUGCUGUAUUUACACAAGGACGAAAACGGCUUCAGGAAGAAUCAGAUGGGGGAUAAUUUACAUAACGCCAUCAGGAUACAUCAUGCGUUGGCUACCAAGGCUUCGGAUUAUACCAAAAAACAGUACGUCUUUAGAUUACAGACUGCAGAUCAAGCGGAAUAUCUCUUUCAAACUAGUGAUUCAAAGGAAUUGCAAUCUUGGAUAGACACGAUCAAUUUCGUGAGUGCGAGUUUUUCAGCGCCGCCAUUGGAAGCAGCCGUUGGUUCUCAGAAGAAAUUCCAGAGGCCGUUGCUACCAUGCAGUCACACUAAAUUAUCUUUGAGAGAACAACUAGCGGAUCAUGAGGAGAGAGUAAUGAGACUGGGAGCUAUGUUGGAUGAUCAUCGGAAAUCUCCACCAGAAAAAGGAUCAAAAUCACAAGUCAUACAAAACUAUAAGGAAAAGGAAACUUAUCUAACUUAUGAGUUGAAACGGUAUAAGACUUAUAGUUUGAUGUUGCGUUCAAAGAUGUCGCAUUAUCCGGAACUGACGGUCAGUUUGGCGGAAAACUCUAUCGGCGAAGCGGACGAAACGCUGGCGGGCGCGAUUGGACCAUCUGUUUGCUUGUUGGACGAGACGGGAGGUGGCGUCGUGGCGCCCCCAUUACCGGAUCGCCCUUCUCCCACUGUGAAUAGGUGUAGUUUUACUCUUGUGCACAUUAUUUACUAUCCCGAUGAUCAAACAAUGCUCCUAAGGGAUAGGAAAGAAUCCGAAUAAGAGGGCUUAGGAAUCCCUGACCGAAAUCCACCAUUAGAGAUACAUAUACACGUGUCCAGUGCAAUAGGAGACAAACAAAUUAUCGGAGAUUUUUUAUAAAACUCUUUCAUCCAGAUGUGUGUUUAUCGUUUUGAAUUAAGUCAACGAAACUGUGGAUAUGCAACAAUUUAUCAAAUUUAAUUUAAAAUAUCAUUUACACACUUUGUUUUGACCUGUUCGGAAUGUAUGAAAAAAAUUAGUUAUACCGAUAUGACUAAGGGCAUCUUCUGACACAAAAAACAAAGUUAAAAACUAGUUUUUACGAAAAAAAAUUAUUGAUUGGGAGUCCAAGCUGCUGUUACUUGGGCACUUUUAUAGAAAACGUUAUAAAUUCCAUUUAAAUCAGCCAAUGCCACUCUGGAUUUAGAUGAAAUAAGUGAAAUUAGAUCUGGUACAGACAAAAAAAAAUUAAUGUGUCUUAUUUUUCGGGAAUAAAAGACAAAAUUGAGUGAAAUAUUCGGUUGGUAACAAACUGAAAAAAAAAAAUAAACAUCAUCCAGAUGGAAGUCUUUAUCUGCAUCAUAAUCAUCAAACACUUCAUAUUGAUCACUAUUUUUCUCUUUGGGUUUUUCUUAACAGCAAAUAGACUUGAACCUGAAGUUAAUGCGACUUAUAUCGAUACAGUAUUGUCAAUGUCACCAACAGCCAAUCAAUGUCUUCAUUAAAAGGAGUUGGUAAAUCUCUUGGUCCAAAAGUUCUUCUUCUCCGUAAACUUUACUUUUCAAGAAUGCCAAUACAAAAAAAAACAUAUGGUGUGUUGUCGGGUGAACGGGAAUGCCAAGAAAUCCUUCCGAUUCGGGAAAAUCCCAUUAAAAAUAUUCAUUCUCACACUGUAUUCCCGAACCACUCGAAUUUUGUAAGGGUGAUGGUGCGAAUCUGACCUCAAAAUCUGUCGGAAAUUCCAAGAGCGGGAUUCUUCCUACAGUGUUCAACAUUCUCAGGAGUUCGAAAAGAUCUCGUUUGAUCGUUGUUUGUCACCCGAAAAUUUAUUGAAUUUACACUAGGCGCUGGUUGAUUAACUUCAAAAUGAGUACAAAAACGACGCUCGGCUUUCACAACAAACUUUCAGUGUUUUUGUGACUAUUUCAGGGCAAAUGAAAUGCUUUCUACGUAUCCACAACGAUUUCAAAAAUGUAGAAUUAACUGCCGCACCUUGUAUAUAAUAUGCAUUUAAAAAGAAGAGACAAAGCUGCUAGGUGAAAAAUUCUGAUUCUAUUCGUGAUUACAUUUGUAUAUUUGCAGUUUCGUGUACUAAUGGUCCAAGGGCAUAAAACAGCAUCGAUUUAGUACACGACGUUUAAGUUCGUAAACCGCUAGAUAAAAGUUAGUUUUCCACCAAACGGUAUUUCUCGCUAUUCGUUCUGGCCGCAAAUGAAACUGGCAGGCUGUUUUCCAGGCCUCAACUAAUAACUGCCAGAAAUGGAACAUCUUCGGAAAAAUUCGAACAAUCUCGACGUAGAUAUCAAAUCAAAAGUAUUCGAAACCUUUUUUUCACGUCUAUUGCUACCCCAAUUAAAGAAAAAUCACCUUUCAUUUUUGUACAUCGCGCCCGAUUCCAAGCCGCGUCCUCAGGCUCUUAGGCCGAUUUUUUUCCUAUGAAUUUUCCGAACUUUCAAUCGCUUCUGUCGAGGGUUUUCCGACUAAUCCGAUUUCUGGCACUACUGCUCUUAAUUAAGGUCCCGAAAAAAAUAUGAAAAAAGUUUUACGUGUGUACCUUUUUUUCGGUAUGGAUUUUCCGGAACUUUGGGUCGCUUCUGGCGGAGGUUUUCCAAACAGAUACAGUUCUGGUACUAUUGCACCGGGCUAAGUAGAAUGUAAAAACUUUUAACGCGUGUACCUUAUUAGUUUUUCCGGUAUAUUUCUCGUCGUGGAAAACAGGCUGCCAUUUUCAUUUGCUGUCAUAACGAAUAGACAGAAAUACCGUUUGGUGAAGAACUAACUUUUAUCUAGCGAUUUACGAACUUGAACGUCGUAUACCAAAUUGAUGCUGUUUUAUGUAGUCUAAAAUGAAUUUAUUAGGAAAAAAAGACAUAACACAUUGCCAAAGAGAUUUGUAUUUUUAAUAAAAUCGAAUAUAUUGUGGUAUUAUGAUGUCAUUUUAGCAUUUAUCUUUUUUUGCUUAUUUGUUUUACCUGAUAAUUGACAUCAGGGCUUUUUGCUGAUUUUAUAUAAAUAUGUAUAUUAUAGCUUACUUGUACAUUUUUAUUUUAAAUAUAAUAUAA
Messenger RNA from Diorhabda carinulata, 5685 nucleotides. It is a transcript of the gene Efa6, whose product is annotated as PH and SEC7 domain-containing protein. Gene Ontology annotation, molecular function: guanyl-nucleotide exchange factor activity; protein binding; phospholipid binding. The record is from RefSeq and is a predicted model, not a curated record. Bases 203 to 3424 code for a protein of 1073 amino acids. The transcript is spliced from 18 exons. Gene Ontology annotation, biological process: regulation of ARF protein signal transduction. NCBI's taxonomy places the organism in Eukaryota, Metazoa, Arthropoda, Insecta, Coleoptera, Chrysomelidae.